GACACGUUAGGGUAUCACACAGGCGGCAGCGUGUGGCUGACGCAGCGGCACAAGCGGAAGGAUGGCGGAGGCCUCGGAGAGGCUUUACCGGGUGGAGUACGCUAAGAGCGGGCGCGCCUCUUGCAAGAAAUGCAGCGAGAGUAUCCCCAAGGACUCGCUCCGCAUGGCCAUCAUGGUGCAGUCUCCCAUGUUCGACGGAAAGGUCCCACACUGGUACCACUUCUCCUGCUUCUGGAAGGUGGGCCACUCCAUCCGGCAGCCUGAUGUUGAGGUGGACGGGUUCUCUGAGCUGCGAUGGGACGACCAGCAGAAGGUCAAGAAGAUAAGGGAAAUAUGCAAAUUCAUCUUUGAUUCUGCAGUUGUAAACUGCUCCAAAGGGUUCCUCACUAAUAGACAAGGGAGCAACCUAAUUAUAUUCUUUGCUGUCUGGGCCUAA
Molecule: messenger RNA, 436 nt
Organism: Chionomys nivalis (European snow vole)
Lineage: Eukaryota; Metazoa; Chordata; Mammalia; Rodentia; Cricetidae
Product: poly [ADP-ribose] polymerase 1-like
Exons: 2
Coding region: 62-436 (124 amino acids)
Molecular function (GO): DNA binding; zinc ion binding
Source: RefSeq, a predicted model, not a curated record